This is a messenger RNA of Atta colombica, 2850 nucleotides long. RefSeq names its product organic cation transporter protein-like (gene Orct). The coding region runs from base 1138 to 2850 and encodes 570 amino acids. Gene Ontology annotation, molecular function: transmembrane transporter activity. The transcript has 10 exons. The record is from RefSeq and is a predicted model, not a curated record. Lineage: Eukaryota; Metazoa; Arthropoda; Insecta; Hymenoptera; Formicidae. Gene Ontology annotation, biological process: transmembrane transport. Gene Ontology annotation, cellular component: membrane.
GUUACCAUAAAUUUUAUAUUACUUUAAGGUUGAAAAUGACGAAAUAGUCUUGCACUAUCCUAUAUUGUUUAUUUUUAUAUUUCACUUACAGAGUCCAUAAAUAAUCAACUAGAUCGUUAUUCAGAUGAUCUUGCGAAGAUCACGUGAAAAAUAAUCGCAAUACCGAUAAUAAUAUUGAACCGGCGAAAUUUUGUAGCACACAAACUUUUCGAAGAGGAUUCGAAAACACGAUAUGUUACAAAUGCCACGUUAGACGGAGCAUUUUUUUAUUACAAUAGUAAUUUCCUUGCCUUAUAAGUUGUGACAUGCCUUAUCUCUCGCAUCGUCCAAAAUAGGACCAUUCCGCUAUGAAUCGCGCGAAACAUCGCUUUGAAGCGAAGCACGUGAUGUGACUCAUACAGCACAGAAUUUGCAGCAAAGUCGCUGCAAAGUCUCUGAAAUGUUGUUGCAACUUUUGUGCAACUUUGUGCUGUAAGGGAAAUGAUUUAAAAUCGUCUCGCGGAGGACAUAGUCAAAAAAUCGAAGAUCAAACAGGCCAAAUACAAUCAGCUAUAAUUCUGAUGAUCGGUUUACCGCAUUCAGCGAAAAUAGAUAUGCAGGAACAGCCUAGAAGUUGACAACAUUGCGACAAGCAUUACGUGCGAUACAGCUGCACAUGCGACGCACUGAUCAGUUCACAUACUUCUUCUGGCUCUCGAGAGGGAUACGAAUUCGAGUGUGACUGAUCCGGCAGAGCUGCCGUCGUUUUGCCCGGAAGUCGAUUUAAGGGAACGCCCAAUGUAUUUAGAAAUCCAAUAAGCGAUUUUGGUCGUCUCUACCAUUGUUGGAUCAAGCCUUACAGCUAGGAAUAUCUCGAGGAACGUAUUGAGGAGUGCCCUCGUGAACCGCCCUACACGCAUUUAUUUCUUACAGCCACUUCCAAAUGUCAUGACAAAAAAAUUCUCGUAACACGAGAUAACGAUAUGUCAAAAUCAAUAGAAUAUUAUUAAAACGAUUCGUCCGUUACGAACGAAGUCGUUAAUUGUGAUUAAAUUCCAAUAGAGAGAUAUUUUUAUUUACAAGGGUUCUAAUAAAAGUUUUCUCUCACGCAUUGAGAAAUAUCAUAAAUACAGAAACGCAGGAUAUAUUCCGGACGAAAUGGCAUACGACGACGUUAUUCUUCGUAUGGGCGAGUUUGGUCGCUAUCAGCGCAGGAUUUAUCUUCUACUCUGUCUUCCAGCAAUAUCGUGCGCCUUUCACAAGCUAGCUGGAGUAUUUCUCGGAGCCAAAAUGGAUUCGAGAUGUUUACUUCCACAUGAGAACGCGGAGAACGUCACGUUUCAUCUAAGCCAGGAUGUAUUGAACGCGAGCUAUCCAUGGGACUACGAACUCCGAGGAUGGUCCCAGUGCAUGAGGCGUGACAUUAUCGGCCUUGUGAAUAGCACGAUUAUUGGAACUGCUAUUGGUAACGGCACCGAAGAGGGAGGCAUCAGUAGUUGCAAGCAUUAUGUGUACGAUAGAAGCGUGUACAAAAGUACAACCACUUCCGAGUGGGACUUGGUCUGUGACAAGGCGUGGCUGAGAGCGACGGGGGACUCGUUGUUCAUGGUAGGAGUCAUGCUUGGCUCGAUGAUAUUCGGCGGUUUGUCCGAUAAAUAUGGUCGUAGACCAAUUUUCUUCCUGUCUUUAGUCAUACAGCUGGCUGGCGGUAUACUAGUCGCUGUCGCGCCCGAGUUUAUUUCCUACGUAAUCUUCAGGCUAAUUGUUGGCUCAACCACCAGUGGGGUGUUCUUAGUAGCUUAUGUCAUAGCUUUGGAGAUGGUCGGACCGAAAAAGCGGCUAGUAGCCAGUGUUGGUUGCCAAUUAUUUUUUACUACCGGAUACAUACUCACCGCUGGUUUCGCAUAUUUUAUUACCGACUGGAGAAUGCUGCAAGUAGCUAUCACGGUACCAAGUAUCGCGUUUCUACUUUAUUGGUGGUUUAUUCCCGAGUCCGCUCGAUGGCUUCUAACGAAAGGCCGACUCCAAGAAGCGAAGGAUUUGCUGCAACGUGCUUCUCUGGAAAAUGGUGUAGAGAUGCCGAGCGAGGUUUUAGAUACGCUUCUUAAUAAUAACAGUGAAGAUAGUAUGCCCGAUACGAAAAAGCCUUCGCUCUUCGAUUUAUUCCGUUAUCCGAACUUAAGGCGAAAGAGCAUUCUUCUGUUUUUUAAUUGGCUCGUUAACAGUGGUACGUACUACGGAUUAUCUUGGCACGCGUCCAAUCUUGGUGGUAACGACUACGUCAAUUUUGUGAUAUCUGGGAUUGUGGAAGUACCGGCAUACACAUUCUUAAUUUUUACUCUAAAUCGUUGGGGCAGAAAGAUCAUUAUUUGUGGAUGUAUGAUGUUGUCCGGCUUAGCAUUACUUGCCACGUUAUUUAUUCCUGCCAAUAUGCCGUGGUUAAUCGUUUGUUCAGCAAUGAUAGGAAAACUUGCUAUUACCUCCUCUUAUGGCGCAAUUUAUGUGUUUACUGCCGAACAAUUUCCGACUGUCAUUCGAAACGUCGGAUUGGGCGCGAGUUCCACCUUUGCCCGAAUUGGCGGAGUUAUCGCUCCAUAUGUUAAUCAUUUGUCUGAAGUAUGGAUGCCAUUACCAUUGGUUAUAUUCGGAUCUUGCGCCUUAUUUGGUGGAUUAAUGUCUCUUCUUCUUCCGGAGACUCUGAACAAAAAACUUCCUGAAUCGAUUCAAGACGGUGAACUUUUUGGAAAGAAACCAAAGAAGAAGAAGAAGAAACAACAGUUGAUGCUCGAACAGCUAAAUGAUGUAGAAAUAAUAAAACCGUUGAAAACACAAGAGAAGCAGAAUGGUGUACAUGAAAAACAAAAUGGAUGA